UUGCCUGGAAGUGACUCGGGGCAGAUCACACCGAGCCGCCAUCAUGAUAUCUGGGAAGGAGCAGGAGGCCAUCAGUCAGCUCAUGGAGUUCUUCAAGGAUUGGGAUAAUGGCAGUAAGGUGACCCGCUGCCGGAUCCUCAACAACUUUAUCAGCUGUAAUCAGGGAAAGACAGCGCCAGAACUGGAGGAGGAAUUCUCCCAGGGGGGCAGCCUGUUCCUGGCCCGACUCACAACAUGGCUGAGACUGUCAUAUAUGUUCGGGGCGUGUCUGAAGGAGAUUUUGAUGUCUAUCUCCAUCUUCCUAUCAGCCGCGGGCAGCGGUCGCUAUAAGCUGGAGUUUGUGGAGGUUGGAGGCAUCCUGACACUGCUGGAGAUUCUGGGAUUGAAUGAAAUAACGGAACCAAAUAAGGCGGAGGCUCUGAAAAUUCUGCAGAUCCUGGGCCGAGCCGGGCGGACAUACAAAGAGCUGAUCUGUGAGAGCUACGGAGUGCGUUCAGUGGCCGAAUGUCUCGCCAAGUCUAAGUUAGAAGAGACUCAGGAACAGGCCCGGGUGCUGCUGGAGCUUCUGGCUCAUGGGAACCCCAAAUACCAAACACAAGUGUAUAAGGGACUGAUUGCCCUCUUGGCCUGUGAGUCCCCCAAAGCCCAACACCUGACCCUGCAAACACUGCGCAUUGUACAGGUAAGUGACAUCACACAGGGCUUUAGUUUUGGGUCUCUGCCCCUCCCACAAUCGUGA
Nanorana parkeri is the source of this 739-nucleotide messenger RNA. It is a transcript of the gene ARMH1, whose product is annotated as chromosome unknown C1orf228 homolog. Lineage: Eukaryota; Metazoa; Chordata; Amphibia; Anura; Dicroglossidae. The record is from RefSeq and is a predicted model, not a curated record. Bases 44 to 739 code for a protein of 231 amino acids. The transcript has 5 exons.